AUGGCACCAACACCAGAGGAAGUAGCAGCAGACAAGCUUAAACGCAUGGUUCACGAGAGAGGCUCGAAACGAGCGACGAUGACCAGACUCAUCAACAAGAUGGAGGACGUGGUGAAGGAACUUAACGCCGAAGCAGCAGUAGACACAACACUAGACGUCACGAAACUGGAUCAAGUAUUUGCGAAACUUGCACUGGUCCCUACAAAACUGGCAGAGAUUGUGGCUCUUGAUAAAGAUAUCAUCAAGGCCACCCCAACCGACACCGUAGACCACGCGGUGACGGAAGCCGAGGACUAUACGUCAAACGUGGAAGAGAAACACAUCAUUCUGAAGAAAAUCUACGACAGGUUAGCGAGCCCUAAGCAGCCCAAACCCGCGACUCUAGCCCGGACUCCAGCUCCCACAAACACGAGCACAACGCCAACGGUACCGGUAACAAAAAACGUUCAUCUUCCUAAACUCCAACUUUCCACCUUCUCCGGUAACAUCUUAGAGUGGACGACAUUUUUCGACGGAUUUACGGCAGCCAUCCAUAAUAACAACGCACUCGGAAACGUACAGAAAUUCCAAUAUUUACGCGCCCAGCUACAGGGGGAAGCGUCUUUGGCAAUCGCAGGAUUGCAACUAACCGACGCUAACUAUGCGAGUGCGAUUGAACUUUUGAGAGAACGAUAUGGACAGAACCACAAACUAAAAGCAGCCCUCAUGAAAGCCCUCUGGGACCUUCCCAAACCAAGCGAUGAAAUUGACAACGUGAAGAGCUUUUAUGAUCAACUUGAAAGUCACAUCCGUGGCCUACGCGCUAUAGGAAUGGAGGAGAGUUCCUACGGCGACCUACUAGUGCCCCUCAUCAUGGAGAAACUUCCACGCCGACUGAGACAACUCAUCACCCGUGACCAUGGAGCGAGAGACUGGCAACUACAAGAAGUCCGCGAAGCGAUCAAGAGAGAAAUUGACAUUUCAAUUCAAGGAGACGCCAUUCUGGAUCUGUGUAAUGAUUCAAACAUUGGAUAUGCCACACCCACUGCCGCAUUUAGUGUUAACGCCACCAGGAAUACUAGUAUGAGUGAGAAAAAACGCGCGAAAUGUGUAUUUUGUUCUACUGAUAAUCAUCCCAGCGUCCAUUGUAAAAGUGUUACUGAUCCAAAGCGCAGAUGGGAAAUCGUAAAAAGGGCCGAUUUGUGUUUUAACUGCCUUGGCAACCAUCGGGCAAAGUUUUGCAAUUCAACCACCAAAUGCCACAAAUGUAGGCGACGCCAUCAUACCGCACUGUGCGAUUCAUCCCGACAGGCCUCAAAUAGAUCCUCAAACCCUAGUUCAACCGCAAAGCCCUACAAUGAACGGGAACAAGCUAAAACCGCCACAACUGUUCACCAGAAGUUGGUUAACACCAAACCCCUUAUGUUGGGUCCCGCAAUUCUGAAAUCCGCCGUCGCAACCGCAAAAUCUCCGACCCGCUCAACUAAGGUCAACAUCAUUCUAGAUGAAGGGAGCCAGCGCUCCUUCAUCACCGCAAAAUGCGCCAGCAAUCUCGAACUCAAACCGCAAUCUCGAGAGAUGAUAAAAAUAGCACCCUUUGGGGCCAACGCCAAAGCCGUACGUGCGUUGGAUAACGUCAUCGUCCAAAUCGAAACCGCUUCUCGAGUAGAAAACGUUCCCAUGAAAAUGCUCAUCGUCCCGAAGAUUUCAGCACCGAUUAGCACCUGCCCCCAAGCAAUCUUCGCCUUACCACAUCUGAAGAACCUCAAGUUUGCGGAAACCAGCUCCGGGGACUUUAUGGAAAUUGACAUCCUGAUUGGUGCGGACUACUAUUGGUCAAUAGUUGGAGACAAAAUCGUCCGUCCCGCAGAAAACACCCUCGGACCAGUAGCGGUCUCAUCGAAAUUCGGAUAUCUCCUAUCAGGCCCGACUCCCGCCAAUAUCGAAGGUCAACGCGAUGAAUACACGCCCGCACUCCUGACGACCGUUCUAAACGUCCUAGCAAGCCACACCCUUGAAGACAAAAUAGCACAAUCUUACUGGGACUUGGAAACUAUAGGGAUUAAAGACGACACUGAAGAAAAAGAAAGUGACUUUCUACUCAAUUACCGCGACACCUGCCUUGAACGAGACGACAACGGAAAAUACGUAGCCAGACUACCAUGGUUGGACAACCACCCAAUUUUACCCACGAACUACCACGUCGCCAAAGCAAGGACAAGAUCGAUGGUACGGAAAUUAUCGCCUGACCUCCUGAGUAAGUACCAAGAUAUUAUUACCACUCAACUCCAACGACAUUUCAUCGGCAGAGUAGCAAACGACAACAUCAACAUUGGCCACUACUUGCCCCACCAUGCGGUUCUUAAAGAUUCAUCUGCCAGCACCCCAAUCCGGGUAGUAUAUGACGCGUCCUGCAAGAAGUCAAAUGAUCACCCAAGCCUGAAUGAUUGCCUGGACCCCGGUCCAAACUGCCUCAACGAGCUCAACGCCAUACUUCUCCGUUUUAGAAUGCACCCCAUAGGCCUUUCGAGUGAUAUUGAGAAAGCGUUUCUCAAUAUCAGGCUCAACGAAGAAGACAGAUGCUUUACGAAAUUUUUAUGGCUCAGUGAUCCCAGUGACCCCGAGAGUGAUUUCCACACGUACCAGUUUGAAGCGGUCUUAUUUGGAACAGUGUCAUCGCCGUUCAUUCUGCAAGCCGUACUGCACACCCACCUUGACGCCGCAACCUCAUCCCGUAUCGCAGCAGACGUCAAGAACAACAUAUACGUCGACAACGUGGUGACAGGUGUCGCCACUACAGACACCGCCAUGGAAUAUUACAACACCGCAAACGCCAUAAUGAGUGACUGUGGCUUCAAACUCCGCGCAUGGACCUCAAAUGGUGCUACAGUACGCGACCAAGCUCAGGCUGAUGACAUCAACGAAACAAAGACGACGGUCAGUGUCCUAGGCAUGAAAUGGGACACCGGUAGUGACCAACUAUCAUAUGCAAAGAAAGCUGCUCCAUCCCCAGAUAUUCUUCUGACCAAACGCGCAGUCAUAAGUCACAGCUCUAGCAUUUUCGACCCACUCGGAUAUAUUGCCCCCAUGCACAUUAAAGCCAAGGCCUUCCUGCAAGAACUAUGGCAACACGGACUACACUGGCACGAACCCCUUACAACAGAACUGUCUGAAAGGUGGCGCAAAAUCACCAUCGAAUUGGAAGAAGCCAUGAACAUCACUGUCCCUCGGAAAAUAUUGGACAACAUUGACCCGCAAAAUUGUGAACUACAUGCAUUUAGCGAUGCAUCCCCAGCAGCCUACGGAUGCGCCAUCUACCUAAAGAGUGGAACCCAGGCAUCUCUCCUCAUAGCCAAAACCAGAGUCAAACCGCUAAAAGCCACUACCAUUCCUCGCAUGGAAUUAAUUGCAGCACUCACCGGCUACAGACUAGCCAAGUAUACGCUAGAAGCACUCCAAGGGUUAAUUCCAAUCAAAAAACAAGUCAUUUGGAUCGAUUCUCAGAUCGUCCUACAUUGGAUUACAAGCGAUAAGAAACUUCCUGUGUUUGUUCAGAAUCGUGUGAAUGAGCUGAGGAAAUUCCCAGGUGAAUUUCGCUAUGUGCAAUCAAAAGAUAACCCCGCUGACCUCCUAACUCGAGGCAUCACUGCACAGGAACUGCGCGACUCCCCACUGUGGUGGACAGGCCCCAGCUGGUUGAGUACCGGGAUGUACCCACCCACGCCAACAAAACUUCUUCAUAAUGUACUCUUACAGCAAGCCGCCACUACUGAUGACGUACCAGACCAGGUACGAGACGACACUAGCGACCACGCCCCAGAUGUCAGAGACCAGACCCAUCACCCCGCUACAACACCGCUGCAACACCCGGGUAUCGCCAAGGUCAUUGACGUCACACGUUUCAGUUCGUACCGCAAGCUUCUCAGAAUCACCGCACUUGUCCAGAAAAUCGCAAAAGUCUGGAUAACAAAGGAUAAGACCAAUCUCAAGACCCUGAUCCAAGCCACUGCACAGGAAACUUCUGCCGCUGAGACACUGUGGAUUAAAGCCAUACAAACGGACUGCUAUCACAAUGAGAUAGAAAUCCUCAAAGGAAAGACCGCCACAGGACCCCUAGCUGGUCGCAGCAAAACACUUGUCAAUCAACUUCGCCUAUACCUCGAUGAGUCAGGCCUGAUUCGACUAGAUGGCCGACUCAACAAUGCCAGAAUCAACCUCGACACCAAGUUCCCGUAUCUGGUACCACGGAAGCAUCCAUUCACCGACCUUCUCAUAGGCAGGGCCCAUGCCGCCCAAUUACACUCGGGAAUGCGAUCUACCGUGGCAUGGCUCCGCCAGCGAUUUUGGAUUCCGAGAAUCCGGGAAGCCGUCAACUCACAACUCCGACGAUGCGUCACCUGCAAGCUGAUUAUUGGAAAGCCCUAUAGCAAACCAGAAACUCCGCCCCUUCAGGCCAGCCGCAUCCAGCAAGCACCCCCUUUCACUGUUUCCGGUUGCGACUUUACCGGUGCACUAAAUGUCAGACCCAAGGAGGGUGGUCCCGAGGCAAAAUUCUACCUUGCCCUAUUCACCUGUGCCAUAACAAGAGCGGUGCACCUUGAAGUUGUUCCCGAUAUGACGUCACAGACCUUUCUGAAUGCCUUUCGACGAUUCUGUGCCCGCCGCUCCACUCCUUCACAAAUGAUUUCUGACAAUGGCACAACUUUCAUCGCCGCCGCCAAUGAGAUUAAGCAGCUAAUGCAAUCACCGGACAUCCAGGCCCACAUGGCCGACCAACGCUGCACUUGGACCUUCAACCCCAAACGCGCGCCGUGGUGGGGAGGGUUCUUUGAGCGCAUGAUUGGAAUGACGAAGAUGGCCAUCAUUAAAACUCUAAGAAGAGCGCGAGUAACACUGGAUGAACUGACAACCCUUGUCACCCAAGUAGAAGGCAUACUAAAUGACCGACCCCUCACGUACAUUGGUGACAUGGACAUCACUGCCCCUCUGACGCCAGCACACCUUCUCCACGGGAGACAGAUAACAGGACUUCCGUACGAAGCUACCGACUUGGAUGAACUUGCUGAUCCGAACUUUGGAGAUAGUCUUAACAAACGCGCUAAACGACUGGCGGUACUGAUUGAUCACUUUUGGCAACAGUGGUCAUCGGAAUAUAUCCCUUCGUUAAGGGAGAGACAUAUUCGAUCGAAGCGCGGCCAUCGCGAAACCCGCGUAAAAGUUGGUGAAAUCGUCCUAGUCCACAGUGAUGAAACCAAAAGGGUCAAUUGGAAGAUCGCUAAAAUUGAACGCCUGAUCUAUGGUCAAGAUGGUAUCGCACGUGCCGCACAAAAUAAAACAUCAUCGGGAGUGACUAACCGCCCAAUAGCGCGCCUUUAUCCUCUUGAAGUCACUGCCGCUGAAACUGCGCCGAUCGCUGCCCAGGUUCACGAGAAACACAAUGAAGCCCAGCAAAACACAACGCAACAGGCACCUGUAAACAACAGGCCACCAACACGCAAUGCUAGCAAGAACGCCAGAAAUAAGAUAAUGCAAUGGGCAAACGUACUUAAUGGCAAAGACGAUUAA
Molecule: messenger RNA, 5544 nt
Organism: Lineus longissimus
Lineage: Eukaryota; Metazoa; Nemertea; Pilidiophora; Heteronemertea; Lineidae
Exons: 1
Coding region: 1-5544 (1847 amino acids)
Biological process (GO): DNA integration
Molecular function (GO): nucleic acid binding
Source: RefSeq, a predicted model, not a curated record